This is a messenger RNA of Ctenopharyngodon idella (grass carp), 2190 nucleotides long. It is a transcript of the gene ublcp1, whose product is annotated as ubiquitin-like domain containing CTD phosphatase 1. The record is from RefSeq and is a predicted model, not a curated record. Gene Ontology annotation, biological process: protein dephosphorylation. Lineage: Eukaryota; Metazoa; Chordata; Actinopteri; Cypriniformes; Xenocyprididae. The coding region runs from base 242 to 1198 and encodes 318 amino acids. Gene Ontology annotation, molecular function: protein serine/threonine phosphatase activity; protein binding. The transcript is spliced from 12 exons. Gene Ontology annotation, cellular component: nucleus.
AAGCAAAAAUAGCAUUCAAUCUACUUUUUGACAGCAGGUGGCAGUAGGCGCAGCAGUCAGGCAGUCAAAAGCAGAGAGAAGAAGAACAAAGCAAAUCUAGUGGUACCUGCAGUAUUCAGCUUGAGCUUUGAAUGAAUUGGAUCUUAUUGAUGUAGCACCUGACCCAUUUGUCUUGUAUACUGACCAGUGGAAAUCUUCUGUUGCUGAUGUUGGUGUAGCGUUGCCAAGCUCGUCCACCAGCAUGUCUGUUUCAGUUAUUAUCAAGUGGGGUGGGCAGGAGUACUCCAUUAGCACACUGUCUGAGGAGGACACCGUCUUGGAUCUGAAACAGUCCAUUAAAUCACUCACAGGAGUUCUUCCAGAACGACAGAAGCUCCUGGGGUUGAAAGUGAAAGGUAAACCAGCAGAUGACGAUGUCAAACUGGGUGACUUGAAGUUGAAGCCCAAUACCAAAAUUAUGAUGAUGGGCACCAGAGAGGAAAGUUUGGAAGAUGUCUUGGCGCCUCCACCAGAAAAUGAUGAUGUGGUCAAUGACUUUGACAUUGAAGAGGAAGUGACUGAGGUUGAAAACAGAGAGGAGAAUUUGGCCAAGAUAGCUCGUCGGGUGAAAGAUUAUAAAGUUGAUGAGUUGAAUCCCCCAAGACAAGGAAAAAGAUUGCUCGUUCUAGAUAUUGACUAUACGCUUUUUGAUCAUAAGUCAUGUGCAGAGACAGGUCAGGAGCUGAUGAGACCAUACUUACAUGAGUUUCUUACAUCAGCGUAUGAGGACUAUGAUAUUGUCAUCUGGUCUGCAACAAGUAUGAAGUGGAUUGAUGCUAAAAUGAAAGAACUGGGGGUGACGGACAACCCAAACUACAAGAUCACCUUCAUGUUGGACAGUGCAGCUAUGAUCACUGUGCACACACCUAAAAGAGGAGUCGUAGAGGUGAAGCCUUUGGGAGUCAUAUGGGGUAAAUAUAGUGAGUUCUACGACAGGAAGAACACAAUUAUGUUUGAUGACAUCGGAAGAAACUUCCUCAUGAAUCCACAGAAUGGACUGAAGAUCAGACCGUUCAUGAAGGCACACUUAAACCGUGAGAAAGACAAAGAGCUCUACAAGCUGUCUCUGUAUCUGAAGGAAAUCGCUAAACUGGACGACUUCUCAGGUCUCAACCACAAGCACUGGGAAAGGUACCUCUCAAAGAGGCAGAAUCAAUGACCUCUUCAGCACUGAGGAGAAGCUGAGCCUAGAAAGGUUUGGUGCUGGAAACCCCGUCCUCCCCAAACAACUGCUGCUCCACAGAUCAGCUUCUCUGUAUCUCGCGUCGUUCAUCUUACAUCUCUUUAUAGUCGGUCAUUACUGGAGGACAAAAAAAGAUUCUAGCACUUGUCCUACUCAAAACACUAUUUACCUCAACAGGUCAAUGAAAAGCAUUCAACAACUAAUAGCAUCGACUGCAUUUAAAGCAAGCAUGACGGUCCUCUUACCUCACUUCCUGCCUGACACACUCUUCUUCCUAUAAUUAACUUUUUUUUCUCUUGGUGGUAAUAUGGAAAUUUGGACAUUCUGUUAAUAUCUGAUUGAAAGAGGAUAUGAUGCAAAUGUAAUUGUUUUCUGCAAAAUUGUAGUCCAUGGAAAGAUUGAAAUGUUUACAAGAAGGUGUAAACACUGGCCAUGUCUUAAAAGAAGCAAUAGUUCAGGGCUGGCUGUGUAAUUCUUUGUCUGAAUGGCUUUAAAUUCCAAAGAGAUGUUAUUUCAAGCAGCACAAAAGAGGUUUAGAGAUGAACAUGCAUUUGCAGCUUCAUCAGCAGAUAAAAACAAUUCUCCAAAUGAACAGUGAUGAACGUUUGUCGUGUUUACAUGCAUGUUUUUGUUUUUUUAAAUACAAAUGUGAUGUAUGUUUUAUGUUCACUAAAGCAGUCACAUGAUAGGGAGAAAAAGAGGUCAUAUCAAACUAGCCUAGACAGACUUUUUUUUCUUUUUUCUUUUUUUUUCCUCCAUCUACCAAGUCAUAACAUUGAAGCUUGUUGGUAUUUCCCCCCCUCCCAUUUUAAACACAAAGUAUGUGUUUAGUUAAGUCAUCAAGUUCGGUAGAUAUUAACUUAUGUAAACAGUAUUGCAUUUUGUGCAUUUCAGCCGGUACUCAAAUGUGGGCAUUGGAUUUAUGUUUGUAGCCUAAAUGUAAAAUAAACUAAAAUGGUUUUACAGUA